Messenger RNA from Vitis vinifera (wine grape), 2674 nucleotides. RefSeq lists its product as uncharacterized. Bases 186 to 680 code for a protein of 164 amino acids. Lineage: Eukaryota; Viridiplantae; Streptophyta; Magnoliopsida; Vitales; Vitaceae. The record is from RefSeq and is a predicted model, not a curated record. The transcript is spliced from 3 exons.
AUUUCUUAGAAAAAUGCUCCAUUUCUAAAAAGUAAAAACCAAACAUUCUUUUCCGAUCCAAACAAGGAAAAGGCCGUUUGUCGCCAGCUUCGCAAGAACCUUCACGACAAUGAGUGAGCAUCACUAGCGCUACCAACCAAUAUCGGUGGCUGAGAGCUCCGAAUAGAGGUGAAACUCCAUAACCCAUGAUGCAGCGACACCACACACAAUCAGAGAUUCAUCUAGGGUUUUUUGCCCUUAUAAGGAGAAUAAUCACCUCUUCUCUUCCUUCCUCUCCAGUCCUUACUGUUGAAUUGCAGAAGAUGAAGAUGGAGGCUCAUGAGGAUGAGAUGAGGAGUUUGUGCGUGACUCUAAAACCGCCUGAUCUAAACCUUUUCCCGAUGCGAUACCUUUUCUAUGGUCUUAGAUUCACGCACAAACUCGUAAUCUGUCUUUUCAUUUCCAUUCUAGGAUUUCCCGUUCAAUCAAUAUUUUCGUAUUUCAGUUUCUAUUUACAUUUUUCCUAUCCUUCUCUUCAUUUUGCAAAUCUAGGGUUGUGGUUCGGGAAGAAAAUGUUGUCUGUUUCAGAUUCGCUUACUAGAAUUGAUGGACCUGGAUUCUCAGGACUGCAGCUUAAGUUUCUCGAGACUCACUUUAUUCCAGAUCAAAGGCUUGCUUUGGGCAAAUAUAAAGGGAACUGAAUGUGGAUCUCAUAUUUCUAUAUACUAUCUUCUAGUUAAAUUCUAAAUUAUAUCAACUUUUUCUAUCUUCUGCAUCCCCUGAGUUUACUAGAAAGAUGAAGUGGAGGAUUUUGGAACUAUGGUAGCAAAUUUGCUGACGAGCAAUUACAAUUUGGAGUAUAUAUGCCAGAUAAUAUCAAAGAUAAUGGAAGAGAAGUUGAGUUAAUAUAUUGUAACUUUUUAACAAAGUGGUUAUGAAAUGCCUUUUUUUUGUUACCUUUAGCAUCCUCACAAUUGCAACAGUUUAUACUACAUUGACAUUAGUGUUUAGGAUGCUCUUGUCAUUAUUCUGAUAGGAGUUUUUUGAAGUUUUCUUCCUAGGGUAUGGGAGGUGUUCUGGACAGCUUUGUUGUGGCCAGGAUUGAGUAAAGCCAGUGAGAUUGCUUCAUGUUUGUUUUGUAGUAUGCAGACAAUAGAGUGGUUUUUGUGCAGCUGAUGAGAUUGAGUUAAAGCAUCAGAGGAAUGUUCUUCUUUGUCUAGUAGUUGUUUUUACACCAGGCCUCUUAAUCCAAGAGUGCUCAUAUCCUUGUGGGAGAGUCAGGAAAGUUGCAUCAGUUGGUGCUGAACUUAGGUUCUGGGAUUGGCACUUUCCAUAUUAUUUGCUUGUGUUAACCUCUGGGUGUUUCCCUUCAGCUAAAGCAGUUUUUGACACAGUUGCAGAGAGGGAUCUUUUGAGGAGGAAGGUGGAGGAGUAUGGGAAUGAGGAACAGGUUUGUUUCCAAGGUGUCAGGGCUACUGAUGGUUUUACCAUUUGGAAAAGCAUUUGGAAUGGGUGGCCAGUUUUUGGGAGAGACACAUCUAAUUCUUUUUUUGAAGAUGCGACUAAGGUGAGGUUUUGGUUGUUUGGGUGGAGAAGGGACUUUAAAGAGGUUUCUCUUAAUCCUUUUGUUAGGGUUACGAGUAAUGUGGAUUGGAGGAUGAAUGUAGGGGAUGGGCUUGGAAUAAUUACUUCAGAGUCCUGGUUUCUUUUGGCCAUUUCAAGAUUGCAAGUUAGAGUUGGUUAAUGAGUAUUUGGGCCAGACCCAUGAACUUGUGUUGAAGAGACUGGGGGCCAUGUAUUAGAUGGGGUAGAUGAUAGAAGGAAGUUUUCUGCUGAGUCUUAUUGUAAGGUAGCGGUGGGCGAUUGUGGAAUUCCCAUCCCUGGAAGGAUAUGCAUAGAAAUCACUUGUUGGUGCAUUGAUUAGUUGUGCCUCAUAUAUAGGGUCUCUUUUCCAGCUUGUAGGAGUUUGUGCCCAGAUACAAGAGCAACAUGGAGAGCUGAUCAAAUAUGCCUCCUUAAAACUCUUUGCAAGGAGAAUAAUAGGAGGGUGUUUAAGGGGAAGUGCAAGAAUCUGGAAUCUAAUUUUUAUUUGCUCAUCUCAUCAGUGGUCAGGACCAAUGUAUGAAAGGGGCUGGUACCUCCUCUCUUUCUUCAGCUUGUGCAUAAGUAAACACUUUGGACGGGUAGGUAAGAAAUUAUUGGGUCACUUGUGCUGCAGUAAAAUAAGAUGGGAUAUAUCAGCAUUGCCUCCUCACUCAUCUGCCAGAGUGAACUCCUUCCCUCUGCUAAGUUUGCUCCUAUUUGGAAUAUAGGGAUUUGAUUCAUGCUGAUCGUUCUAUUGUUACAUAAAUCGAGCCAAGUCAUGGGCCAGUGACUCCUCUGACAGACAUGAUUUUAUCUGCUCUUGUAUGAUCUUGACAAAACCUCUGCCUGCAUCUUGGGGAAAGCUUGAGGCUAAGGAGAACAUAGCAAUGAUAAUAUGAUACUUGGAAGUUUGAUGGUUACUAGUGUAGUGCACUAUUAGUGAAUUUUGAAGAGCUCUUCCACAAUAUCAUCUAAAAUUAUCGGUUUAUUUUGGUAGAUAUUUAUUUAGUUUUUAUUUUUAAUUUCUAAUUCCAGCCUUAUAGUUGGAACCGUAAGGUAUAGUCACUGUAAAAUUAAAAUUUAUUCUAUAAAUCUGUGAGAUUCUAACCGA